Molecule: messenger RNA, 1977 nt
Organism: Fibroporia radiculosa
Lineage: Eukaryota; Fungi; Basidiomycota; Agaricomycetes; Polyporales; Fibroporiaceae
Exons: 11
Coding region: 1-1977 (658 amino acids)
Biological process (GO): protein deubiquitination
Molecular function (GO): cysteine-type deubiquitinase activity
Source: RefSeq, a predicted model, not a curated record
AUGGCCCCUUCCAGAAUAACAGGGAUCGUGACGAUUGAAAAUGUCCACUUUCAGAACAGAGCUGCGCUGCUUGAGGACCAUGAUGUAGAACCAUUAUACUGUGUCAUUCCGGAGCCCGAAAUAUCUAAUACUGAAUUGUGGGAGCUCAUUUACGCUGUCCCCAAUCGGUAUCAGAUUAGGAAUAUCAAGCACAAGCACUAUGCUGUUCCUCGACAUCAACGUGAUGGCGUAGUUGGAUCAAGCAGCAAGCAAUGGUGGUUCAUUGAUGCUGCCGAUGAUGAAGAUGGAGAUGUUUACACUAUACGGCAUCUUGAGAAAACCGAUCUAUGCUGGUUUCUUGGCGAUGGGUCCAACAAUACGCCAAUUUAUCUCAAAGAUACUCCAAAAGAUCGUCGAUGUAUAUGGAAAAUCACUCCAUAUUCCUAUACCAAUGCCAGGAUUAAUCCACCCGCGAAUUCUUUGCAUCCAGAUUGGUCAACUGAGCUAUUGGCAAGAUUCAGUUCAAUGGUUGACGUGUAUACAGAGGCUCAUCCUGCUGUGACGGGAGCUGUAGCGCUGAAAAUCCUCAAGUGUGCAUCUGAGAUCAUGACUGAGCACGUCAAGAAUAGCAAUGAACGGCUUGAUCUUGAUGUAUCUGAGAAGAUCAUACACACCUACUCGCAGAUGUGCGAGAAUGAAGAAUUGCCUGUGGAUCCUGCGAUAGAAGCUGACUUGGAAACGCUUACCCAAGAGAUGCUAGAGCGCGCGGAUUUCAUCGCUCAUCCAGAGAAGAUGGAAUGUCGUAAGUUCGUGCCCCAUUCUCGACGCCAUGGCCGCCUCUCCAACCCCCUGCGCCCGCCGCCCACUGUGGCUUCCUCUGUCCUUGAUAAGCAAGAUCAUAGGCCGCGCCUGAUACAGACUCAGUCAUUCAAGCUUGAUCCUGAGCCGCCGAGGAUCCGGUCCAACUUCCCGGUCACGUACUGGGCCGACAUGCAUAUUAGGACUUCGGGGCUGAAGAAUCUGGGUAACACGUGCUAUAUGAAUUCGACGAUUCAGUGCUUGAGCGCUACCGUGCCGUUCGCGCGGUUCUUUACUGAAGGACGAUGGAAGAGUGCUAUCAACAUGAUCAACCCAAUGGGAACAAAGGGGAACCUUGCGCAAGCUUUCGCCAAUAUUCUCCAAGAUUUACAGCAGAGCGAGUCGCAGUGUCUGUCUCCGGGCGCAUUCCGUAGGUCAUUGUGCCGGCACGCCCCUCAAUUUGACGGAACAGAGCAGCACGAUUCACAGGAGUUCCUUCACUUCCUGCUCGAUGGUCUGCAUGAGGACCUCAAUCGGGUGCUAGUGCGCGCACAAAUAGACCCAACGCCCGAAAGAGAAGCCGAGUUAGAGAGACUACCCACGCAGAUUGCCAGCGAGCAGGAAUGGCAGAUCUGGCAGAGGCGGAAUGAUAGCUUGGUCGUAGACUUCUUCCAGGGUCAGCUCCGCAACCGACUGGAGUGCCUCACGUGCCACAAGACUUCGACCACUUACAACACGUUCAUGUACCUCACUUUACCUGUUCCCACCCGUCGAGGUCUAUCCAAAGUGUCAUUGUCUCAGUGUUUGGAUGCCUUCGUCAAGGAAGAAGUGAUGGAGGAGUCGGAUGCAUGGAACUGCCCACACUGCAAGACGCUGCGCAAGGCGACGAAGAAUCUGUCGCUAUCACGAUUGCCCCCCGUGCUUCUGAUCUACCUGAAGCGUUUCUCGUCCAAGGGCCACUUCACAGACAAGAUCGAGACGUUCGUCGACUAUCCCGUGCGGGAUUUAGAUCUCACCAACUACAUGCCCCUUCCGCUGCCUCCCGGCGUGGACGGGGGCCCUCACAUGCCGAGAGAUGAUCCUGGCGUGCAGAUACCACCGUACCGAUAUGAUUUGUAUGGCGUCACCAACCACUACGGCACGUUGAGCAGCGGGCACUGUAAGUGUUUUGUCGAGGAUCGGCUAUCUGCGCUGUGUUGA